UGGUCGAAAGCGCACGUAUGUGUCUACGCACUUGUUCCGAUCGCGUAUUCAUAAAACACGUUUGUAUUUAAACAUGUGUUAUUAUAACGAAGGAGAUUAUAGAUAAAAUAGUUAACAAUGUGAAAUGCUCGUUUAAUAUGUGAUUUUGAUGGUUAUUUACUAUUGCUAUGGCUUUCGUGUGAGUGUGAAGUUGAUGUAAUGAAAAUGGUCGUGCUGCUGUUACUGGCCAUGUUUGUUGCACGCAGCGUGUCUCAUACGAUCACGCUACUGGAGGUGCCGCUGUGGGCAGACCCGCGGCGCGAGGCCGAACUGCGCUGCCACUACGCGCGCCAGCCGAGAGACCCGCCACUGCACUCCGUCAAAUGGUACCGCGAUAACAACGAGAUAUUCAGAUACACGCCACAAGAGCUGGAGAGCCGAGCAUUCAACAACAGCGAGGUGACGAUCAGCAACAGUUCGUGUUCGCUGAGCGCAUGCGUGGUGUCGGUGCGGCCGGAGCGCGGCGGCGCACGCUACACCUGUGAAGUCUCAAGCGAGGGGCCGCGCUUCGCCGUCGACAAGCGCUCCGCCAAUAUGACACUAGCCGUGUUGCCGGAGUACGACCCGCUGAUCACGGGGCUGCCGACGCUGGUGCAGGCGGGGGAGACGGCACUUGUCAACUGCACCUCAGACUACUCCCUACCAGCUGCAGAGAUCGACUGGUUCGUAGACUCAGAGCCGCAGGAGGACCCGUUGAUAACGGGUGUAACGCACGUGUCUGGCGCGGACGGGGACGGACUGCGUGCGUCGUGGCGCACGCUCCACGUGUUCCCCGAGGACUACGCCACGCCACGCGGCUACCUGUCGCUGCGGUGCCGCGCCACGCUGCACACGCGGCCGCCGCACGUGCGCAGCAUGGCCGUGCGGCUGUACGUGGCUGCACGGCCACACAUAUCAUCUUAUAUGUUUAGUAAAAAUAAUGCAGUGGCGGAGGGCACUUCAGUGAGGUAUCAGAGGGAGAUGUUUCUGUGGACCGUACUCCUGCUGCUUCGGAGACAAGUGCCUUUGUUACUGAAAUGAAAUUAUUGACUGUUUAGGAAUUAAAACGAAUGUAAAGUAUUCUCACGAAAGCUACAAAGGACAGGGAAAGUGAUAUUGUAGAUGUUUAAUAUAGUAAUUAAAUGAAAACAUUAACUGCAACACUCAGAGUCCUUAAUACGUCUCUUAAAUGGCUCAGUGAAGAUUUUAUAAAAGAAAUCUGUACUUAGAUACUUACGUGAAUGACUUUGAGUGUUGCAAUCGAGCAGUAAGACAGAUAAAAAAAGUAUUUUUUUAUUUUUGU
Papilio polytes (common Mormon) is the source of this 1321-nucleotide messenger RNA. RefSeq lists its product as uncharacterized. The record is from RefSeq and is a predicted model, not a curated record. The transcript is spliced from 6 exons. The coding region runs from base 199 to 1059 and encodes 286 amino acids. Lineage: Eukaryota; Metazoa; Arthropoda; Insecta; Lepidoptera; Papilionidae.